This is a messenger RNA of Aspergillus ochraceoroseus IBT 24754, 1373 nucleotides long. Its product is annotated as BTB/POZ domain-containing protein. The coding region runs from base 138 to 902 and encodes 254 amino acids. The transcript has 2 exons. The record is from RefSeq and is a predicted model, not a curated record. Gene Ontology annotation, molecular function: protein binding. Lineage: Eukaryota; Fungi; Ascomycota; Eurotiomycetes; Eurotiales; Aspergillaceae.
GGAAGAUUUCUUUUGAUGUUCUUUUCUCUCUUGACAGCUUGUCUCUCGACUAUCUCAUUGUAUCCUUUUCUGCAUUCAUCUAUAUCAAACCAUCUUAGAUCAACGUCACUCGUUAUUAUCUUACAACUUUUACUCCAAUGGCGCCUCCAGCACCAGUGCAUACACCUUUUACCAAUACCUUGAGGAAUCUUCUCCUUAAAGGUCAUCUUUCUGAUAUGCAAAUCAUAUGUGGGGAUUUUACCUUUAAUGUCCAUCGCGUUAUCGUAUGCAGCCAGUCAUCCUUCCUGCAUGACGCUUUGGAUAGCCAGUUCGAGGAAACUGGAAUGCGGGAAAUUACCCUGCCCGCUUCGGAUUGUGAAACAGUCGAACGAGUAUUGUCGUACAUGUACAUCCAGGACUACAAAGAAGACGGGCAUGUCGUGCCGCUGGGUAGAAAAUCUCAGCAAGAUGAUCUGGACUCCGAUGAAGAUGAAGACAGCUCGGCUAUCUCAAUCGGUUCAGCAAGAACAUCUCUACACAUACCUACAGAAACCGCAUUGAAAUCAACUGUCGCGUUAGUCAAUGUCCAAGUCUACCUCGCAGCCGAAAAGUUCGACCUUUCGGGGUUGAAGAAACUCGCCGAGGAAAAGUUCACAUACUGGGCAAGGAAUAACUGGAAAUCCACCGCCUUCUUCGAUGUCAUUCAAGAUGUUAUGACGGCAGUGCCUCCUGGCUCAAAAUUUGAAGAAGUGCUUAUCAUGGUUAUCUCGGAAAAUAUCAAGGGCCUGGUCAAAGAUGGUGUGAUUAUCCCUCUUCUAGAAAAGUUCGGCGGCCUCGCUGCGGCAGUGAUUGCAAGAUUGGUCUGCACUGGAAGAGUGACUGGGCCAAAUGAAAGGCCAAGCAGUCGCUAUCAAAAAAACUGAGCUGACAUUAUUCGACAACAUGAGUAAGGACCUUCUUUAUGUUUACAUUUUCCCGAAGCGGGAUGCAUUCGUUGACAUCGGGUAUAAGCUUUAUGGUUUCUUAACACUGAAUUGGAGGCAUUAGGUUAGGGUAUAUUCAAUAGUUUCAUAGACAGCCGAUAGUUAGAAAGCUAAUAUUGCAGUCAUGCCUUCAAUUCGUCAGACCCUGUAGCUGAUCUGGAUUCCAUUUCCUCUCUAGGGCAUGAGAGAAGAAGAGAGAGAGAGAAUAUCCUUUGAACAAAAUGGAAGAAAAAAGAACUUUGACUGACUUCCAAGACAAUUACGAGAAAUAAAUAAAGUAUUGGGAUUAACUAGUUAACUUACCAGAGGAGGUUAAGGAUUGCAAUUGCCAAAAAUAAAAAUAGUGGAGGCCUGUAUUUAGAGGUCUCGAAAUGGAAUGCAGUACGGAGGAUACUCUCAUAUCAAACCGUG